Messenger RNA from Gongylonema pulchrum, 294 nucleotides. The record is from the annotation of a GenBank genome assembly. NCBI's taxonomy places the organism in Eukaryota, Metazoa, Nematoda, Chromadorea, Rhabditida, Gongylonematidae.
AAGAAAGCAAUGGGUAAUGAUAAAAUGAAUAAGUGUUGCAACAAAGGUAUUUAUUUGACCGAUAUGUGCAUGCCGGGACGGUGUACGAAUGUUACCACGGAGCUGUGUUGCAUGCAGAAAUUUAUGCAGUCCAAGUACAAAUGCUGCCUAGAUGACAGUGAUGCAAUCAACUCACCCGGUGAUGCAUUUAGCCGAUGCUGCUACAAAAAUUUCGUUGACGAAGAGGAUAAAUGCUGUCCGGCUGAACGUGCCAAAUUCCAUUGGUCAACAGCUUAUGAGAUCUGUCUACCGAAU